GGUGAAAUGACUGAGACAGCACCAGUGGCUCCAGCCGACCCGGUUCUAGCUCCCAUGGAAAAACCUCCGGUUAAGAAGCGAGGCAGGAAGCCGGUUGCCUUGAUGGGUGCGAGUCGAAAGACUACAAACCCUUCGGUGUCCAAGCUGAUCAUCGAGGCCCUUUCGAUGUCUCAGGAAAGAGCUGGCAUGUCCCUGGCCGCGCUGAAGAAGGCGUUGGCAGCCGCGGGCUAUGAUGUAGAGAAAAAUAACAGCCGUAUUAAGUUGGGUCUCAAGAGUUUGGUGACUAAGGGGAUACUGGUGCAGACUAGGGGUACUGGUGCCUCCGGCUCUUUCAAGCUCAGUAGAAAGGCUGCUCCUGAGCCUACCAAGGUUAGAAAGCCUGCUUCUUCCAAGGCCAAGAAGCUGGUCUUAUCUAGAGACGUGAAGUCUCCAAAGAGUGCCAAGAGCAACAAGACCGCUAAAAAGCCUAGGGCAACAACGGCUCAGAAAGCGGCUCGGAGCGGCAGGAAAGCGAAAGGAGCGAAGGCCAAACAACAACGGAAGAGUCCAGCAAAGGCCAGGGCAGGGAAUCUUAAUAAAACUGGGAAUCCGAAGUUGACCCAGCAGAAAUCAAGUUCUAGGAGGGCAACCAAGAAGUAA
Camelus dromedarius (Arabian camel) is the source of this 639-nucleotide messenger RNA. RefSeq names its product H1.6 linker histone, cluster member (gene H1-6). Gene Ontology annotation, biological process: chromosome condensation; negative regulation of DNA recombination; nucleosome assembly. Lineage: Eukaryota; Metazoa; Chordata; Mammalia; Artiodactyla; Camelidae. The transcript has a single exon. Gene Ontology annotation, molecular function: double-stranded DNA binding; structural constituent of chromatin; nucleosomal DNA binding. The coding region runs from base 7 to 639 and encodes 210 amino acids. Gene Ontology annotation, cellular component: euchromatin; nucleus; nucleosome. The record is from RefSeq and is a predicted model, not a curated record.